CCUUUUCACUGUUAAUGAUAUAUCGUCUCUUUGCUCACUCAGUCUCUCUUCUCUCUCUCGGAACCUCACAUAUCUCUACUCUGCGAUUCGUUUUUCCCUCAAGCCAUGGCUCUGGUCUUGCAUGCAGGGAGCACGAACAAAAAUGCAUACAAGACUCUCAUUGCUGCUGGGUAUACAGGUGUCCAAGUUGCACUUGCACCCAACUUUGAGAUGGGCGUCUCCAACAAGACUCCUGAAUUUCUCAAGAUGAACCCCAUUGGGAAGGUUCCUGUGCUGGAGACACCUGAUGGACCCAUCUUCGAGAGUAAUGCCAUUGCACGUUACGUUACUCGCUUGCAGGCUGACAAUCCUCUUUAUGGUUCAUCUUCAAUUGACUAUGCCCAUAUCGAGCAAUGGAUUGAUUUUGGAUCCUUGGAGAUUGAUGCUAACCUUGGUAAUUGGCUUAGACCAAGAAUGGGAAGGGGUGUCUAUCUUCCUCCAGCGGAAGAAGCUGCAAUUGCUGCAUUGAAGAGAGCACUGGGUGCAUUGAACACAUAUCUUGCUUCUAGCACAUACCUUGUUGGGCAUUCUGUCACUCUUGCCGACAUUGUUAUGACAUGCAAUUUGUUUAUGGGCUUCACCAGACUCAUGACUAAGAGCUUCACUUCAGAGUUUCCUCAUGUUGAGAGAUACUUCUGGACAAUGGUCAAUCAACCAAACUUCAAAAAGGUAUUGGGUGAGGUCAAGCAGACAGAUUCUGUGCCUGCUGUUCAAUCUGCAAAGAAGCCUGCCCCUGCCAAAGAAUCUGCUAAACCCAAGGCUAAGGAGGAGCCAAAGAAAGAAGCCAAGGAGCUGGCAAAGCCAAAAGCAGAAGCUGAGGAGGAAGAGGCACCAAAGCCAAAACCCAAGAAUGCUCUUGAUCUGCUUCCUCCAAGUAAGAUGAUAUUGGAUGACUGGAAAAGGCUUUACUCUAACACGAAGACCAACUUCCGUGAGGUGGCAAUUAAAGGAUUCUGGGACAUGUAUGAUCCUGAAGGAUACUCUCUCUGGUUCUGUGAUUACAAGUACAAUGAUGAGAAUACCGUUUCCUUUGUGACACUGAACAAGGUUGGUGGAUUUCUUCAGCGGAUGGAUCUGGCCCGCAAGUAUGCUUUCGGGAAGAUGCUAAUUAUUGGUGCAAACCCACCAUACAAGGUGAAGGGCUUGUGGCUCUUCCGUGGCCCCGAAGUCCCUGAAUUUGUGAUGCAAGAGUGCUAUGACAUGGAGCUCUAUGAGUGGACCAAGGUUGACAUCUCAGAUGAAAACCAAAAGGAGCGUGUGAGUCAGAUGAUUGAAGACCAGGAGCCUUUUGAGGGAGAGCCUCUAUUGGAUGCCAAAUGCUUCAAGUGAAAUAUCUAAUUUUCAGUUGUGUUUUUGUCUCAGUUUUGUGUUAGCUUGUUUCCGUGGUUUUUUUUUUCUCUUCCAGACAGCAGUCCAGCCUUUUGAGACUGGUUUAAUCUAUAAUUCUUGCUUUUGCCAUUUCAUUUUGGAUCUUUCUACAUAUUCUAAGAUGUAUGUUUAUUAUCAGAAUUGACCUAUGGUAUAUUUACAUAUCAAUUAGUUU
Fragaria vesca subsp. vesca is the source of this 1582-nucleotide messenger RNA. RefSeq names its product elongation factor 1-gamma-like. NCBI's taxonomy places the organism in Eukaryota, Viridiplantae, Streptophyta, Magnoliopsida, Rosales, Rosaceae. Bases 106 to 1368 code for a protein of 420 amino acids. The record is from RefSeq and is a predicted model, not a curated record. The transcript is spliced from 8 exons. Gene Ontology annotation, biological process: translational elongation. Gene Ontology annotation, molecular function: translation elongation factor activity; glutathione transferase activity.